AGGGCCAGCCGCGUGCCCUGCACGCCUGGCUCUGCUCGGCAGCUUGCCGAUGAGGAGAGCAGCGGCGGCGUACGGUUCGGGCCAUGUCACCAUUUCUUCGCUUGCUGACCUGCCCUGGAGCUGGGGACGGCGGCAGCACUGCAAAGGUACGCUUUGCGCCAUCCCCUCCUUCCGAAAGGAAUGCCUCCAAGGGGAAAGUUCUCAAUGCAAUGUUUCGCCUACAGAGUUCUCGGAUGUCGGGCAUCUUUUGAGAAGGGGGAGAAGCGGUCCUGCUGCGGCCCGCCGGAUGGGAAGAGAAGUUCGCCGGGUGCAGGGCGCAGCUCGGCUCCGGGGACCCUCCGUACUCCCGCGGGCCGGUUAGGAUGGAGCAGGGACCUUUGCACAGAACCCGGGACUCCGGGGCCGGAACUGGUCGCGUCAGGCACGGCCUCAUUUACCCUCGACCCCGGGGAGGACAGCAACAAGUCCUGCCCCAGCCGUUUCAUCACCCUACCAGCACGUGCGGAUUCCGGGCGCGCGGAGCCCGGCGCGGACCUCGCCUCGACUCGCGCUUUCCUUUGCACGUCCCACGCCACCCCAAGAGUUUGCGCGGCCCUGGGUGGGCGCCUAGUUCCGGGCGAAGCUCCUAGGGCGCGCUACGUGGGUGCACGGUGUCGUCUCCUAACAGCUCCUAGCCGCGGGAGCGCACGCACUUACCUGUGUUCUGCAGGGACAGACGGCCUUUCUGCUGGGAGCCCCUGUCUUGGGGACCCUCGGGCGGAUUGGUGGCGUCAGUCCCUCGCGCCGGGUCGAAGGUGGCCAACACCAAAGCCAGGGUCAUGAACUGGCCCAGCCGCUCGGCACACAUGGUUCUUAGUGUAAACCUCCUGCCCGGAGAUCUGGAUUCUUUGUGCUCCCCUCCUCCUCUUCCUCCUCCUUCGCCGCUUCCCCUUCUCCUCCCACUCUUCCUCCUUGCUCGCCUGUUCCCUCCUCGCGGCCGCGGCUCGGAUAGAGGUUACCCAGCGCCCUCCCGUAGCUCUCCCGAGAGCAUGUGACCAGGCCGUUAGCAGCGCCGCGAGUGCCCGGCAGUGGCAGGGAUGGUGCCUCAAAUAUCCCUGGAAGCUCUGGUGUCACUUGAAUGAAGGAGUCGAGCAGGUGUUGUCCCGGCGGCUGGACCAAUCCGAGACCCCCGCCCAUUUGACAAGACGGCCGGGAGGCGGGGCCUGCGCCCAACUACUACACGAGGAAGCCGAGCGCCGCUGGGACCGCCGAACAAAGUUGGCGACCUGGCGACGGCCACGCGUUUGCGUGCGUGUGAGUGUGUCGGAGUGCGGCCGGAGAUGCGUGCGCGUGUGCGGGUGCUCCAGGGCAAUGGCCGAACGGACUUUAAAAAGUAAAAGCGAAUCCCAGCUCCGGUUGCAGCUAGAGACGGGCGAGAGGGGACGCUCUGCGUUGGCACAGCGUCCCCAUCCCCCUCCCCGGGGCCCCUGGCUCGAACCACACCCGCGUCGUGCUGGGAAAGUUUCCUCUUUCCGAUGUUUGGAAUUCAGUGAGAUUCCCAGCUCCGAGGACUUGACAGAUUGCAGGACUUUCCUGGGCACAGUGAUGCUGGGGGCAAACCGAGCACAUAUGGGAAUUCCUGGCGUUGUGACGCUUUGCAUUAAAAAAACCCCUCAAACUAUGUAAGAUAGGAGCUGAAGCACUAGGUAUAGGACUUGACCUGAAAACUGCUCCAUUUUCCCCCUUCCUUUUUGCCCCGCUUUCGUGGGCCGUGCAACACCUAGGGUGCCAGUUUCUCGCCCCUCCCCCAAUCCAGACGGAUUCCAAACUGGGCUGCAGGGAUCCAGGUGACAGACUGGACUUGCAUCAUUUCCAGGCGGGUGGCAAGGAGGCCCAGGCAGCCCUGAGUCAGCCAGCCGCGGAGCAUCGCGUGCCCCGGAGGCCGGAGCUUGAAGGGCAAGUUUCCGCGUCUCCAAACACACUCUUCAAUUUUCCCAAAGCGCUACUCGCCGCCCGGCUCCGAGUUCCCUUCACUCUCCAGUCCUCGGAUGGAAAUGGUUAAAAAAAACAAAAAACCAAAAAAGCCCCAAUCGAACCAAAACCACAAAACCUGGGGAAAUUCUUUUCAUCUCUUCUCCUUUCUUGUUCGAGAUCCCUCCCCGAGCACGGCCGGGGCUGGAUUGGCCCCGGCUGCUUUCUCCUCGGGCCAGUGGAAGCAGGGAGAAAGUUGGGCGCCGCUCGGAGCGCCUCUUCCCCCGCUGUGUGUGUACGUGUGCACGCUCACGUCUCCCCGGCGCCGGGGCCGGGGACAGGAACUGCUCCGGGCAUCGUCAGUCCGACGGCGCAGCUCUGGGGGCUCGCAGGGCUGGAGGAGGGCGGGGACGCGAGCGCUGAGGCCGGGCGCCCUGCGGCGCUCACCCGGGGUUGACGCGUCCUCGCCCCUCCCCCGCCGUCUCCACCCUCCUCCUGGAGAACAGGACGUGGAUGCCCUGCAGGAGAAGCUGGUACUCUUUGUCAUGGAGCAACAUGCCUGGCCCAGGACUCAGCGAAGCCAGAGAGGGAGAUCCAGCGGGAGCUGUGGAAGCUGCAGCCUGGCUGCCACCUCACGCCAACAAGUGUCACCCUCGAGCCAACAGCCAACUAUGCAGGAAAAAAAACAAGAAGAAGGGGUCAGGGAACUGAGCUGGAUUCCAGAGACGCCAGAGCCACCGCCCCGGGCUUCGCAGGCUCCCUGCAGCCCCCAGCGGGCGGAGGUCCUUCGGCUCAGCGCCCGCAUGUCAGGCUCUGCGGGGUCGGCCGGCGCCCACGGGGCGGAGUCCCGAGCGCCCUCUAGUGGACGGAGGGAGGCACUGCCGAAAGCCGGCGGGCUGACGGCGAGCUCCAUGGGUCGGGGGUCCAGCGGGGGAUGCUGGAGCAUGACCUGACUCGCUCCCCGGGGAACACUCCUGAAAUUCGAGACCCACUCGAAAUAUCAGCCAAAUCAAUAAUAAUAAUAAGUAUAAUAAUCAUAUUAAUAAUCAGUAGAAU
This is a messenger RNA of Diceros bicornis minor, 3006 nucleotides long. RefSeq lists its product as uncharacterized. The coding region runs from base 2028 to 2903 and encodes 291 amino acids. The record is from RefSeq and is a predicted model, not a curated record. The transcript has 3 exons. Lineage: Eukaryota; Metazoa; Chordata; Mammalia; Perissodactyla; Rhinocerotidae.